Messenger RNA from Habropoda laboriosa, 375 nucleotides. Its product is annotated as 13 kDa deflagellation-inducible protein-like. Lineage: Eukaryota; Metazoa; Arthropoda; Insecta; Hymenoptera; Apidae. Gene Ontology annotation, cellular component: centrosome; ciliary basal body. The record is from RefSeq and is a predicted model, not a curated record.
AUGAAAACGCUUCGUGACACCUCUAAAAGGCAAUGCGAAAAGAUGCAUUGUUUUAUACAUUGUUUAGCUUUAGAAGAUAUGAAAUUAAGGCGUACAGAGUUACAAGCUGAAAUAGACUCUCAAGCAGAAGAGAAAAGUAAUUUACAAAGAGAAAUAGAAAAAUUGUCUUGUAAAUUAACACGCUUAAAUGACAGUUUAACUAAAAGAACAGCUGUUAAAAAUGAGUAUGAUAGAAUCAUUACGGAUACAGAAACGGCAUAUGUGAAGAUUUUAGAAAGUUCACAGCUUUUAUUAAAUGUGGUCAAGAGAGAAGCUACAAGUCUAGAUCAAAAAUUACUUAAAACCAAUAUGGAUAAACAACAGUAUCAACAAUAA